AUGAAGCGCGGUGACCGUUGCCGUCUGCUGUCUCUCCCGGACGAGCUUCUCGAGUCCAUCUUCAGUACCGUCACCCACCCAUCCGACCGUCGCAACGUCGCUCUCGUCUGCUCUCGCCUCCGCCGCAUCUCGCGCCGCACGCCCCACUCGCUCCUCGUCGAAUUCAUCCCUCAUCACCACCGGCAUUCUAGCGUCCGGGAUUGGUUGGGCGACUUCGACGAUAAAACAAGGGCGUUUCCCAACAUUACCAGUCUGACAGUGCGCGUCACGGAUACCCUGCGAGACUACCUACUGGCGGGUAUUGGCGCCACGUGCGGGCAGCUGAAAGAGUUAAAGCUGUUGGCGGUGGACUGGGGGAGGUUCGAAGCCACUGCUGUCACUCCAACGAACCACUCUCUGCCACCAGCACUCGCCCUUGCCAUGCCCCCUCUCAUCAACCCAACCCCCCUCUUCCCCAUCCUUCCUCUCCCCCCUCUCCCUACCCUCCCCCCCACCACCCUCCUCUGUCUCUCCCCAUUCGCCCGCCCGGACCACCUUCUUCUCUUCCAGCCAGCUGGCUCAUCUGGAGUCAGCUUGCGUUUCUCCCGCGAUUCAUCCCGCUACCUCUACGAAGAUACCCCCGCCCUGCCGCCUCUCCACGCCUUCCCUUCCCUCCGCGCCCUCACCCUCAGCUUCCGCCCAAAGGAAAUCUCCCCCCUCCUCCGCUGCUCCGCGCUCACCUCUCUCUCCCUCUGGCAGCCCACAGGCAGCGACCUUGCCUGCCUCGCCUCCUCCUCCUCCGCCUUCCGCUCGUCUCUCCAAUCCCUCACCAUUCGAUCUGCCGACUUAACAAACCACCUUCCUUGCGUCUCCUCCUUCACUCUCCUUUCCUCCCUCUCCCUCCACUCGUGCAUGUUCGACCCAUGCGAGCUUCAUUCCCUCUCGCGCUCCCUCCACUCCCUCACGCACUUCACCAUUCACGGUUGCCCGCUGGCCUGCUGUCGUGCAGUGGCAACAAUGGUUCGAGCCAACCCCUCCCUCUCCACGCUCUCUCUCUCCGGCACCACCUACCGUCUCUUCAUUCCCAGGCCCCUAUCCACCGUGCUUCGUCUGUCGUCCCGUAAGCUUCAGACGCUCACGCUUUCGGGUCUGCCGUCGUUCCGCCCGGGUAUGCUUGCGGGGUGCAGCAGCCUUGAGUCGCUCACUCUCGAACGAGCAGAGGGGUCGCUGGAAGGGCUGCUGGGCAUGCUCGUGCGGGUGGAGGAGGCGGAGGGAGGGGCGGAACGAGGUGCGGAUACGCCUUCGGGUGCGGGUGCGGAUGCGGGUGCGGGUGCUCCUACAGCGGCGGCGGAGGGGGGGAUCAGUGGAAGACAGAGAACCUACGUUGAUAUCCGCACAGCAGCAGCAGCGGCGCAUGCCGACGCGGCCUCAGCAUGGAGCGACGCGCGCCGGCUGCUCAAGCGGGCGGGGCAGUUCCAAACCCAUUCCGCACACCAACACGAGUCUGUGCAAUGCGUGAAGUCCGCUAUCAGUGCGGUCCUGAGUGCCAUUGCUGCCUGCAGGUAUGCCUCUGCUGGGGUGUGGGAUGCAAACGCUGCGAGAGAGAAGGCACGCGCUGUCGCACGAAUCUCCACCGCUGCUGCUGCUGCCGGCACCUCGGGGAUACUCUCUGCGCAGCUUACUGGAGAAGAGGAAGAGGAGAAUGGGGAGAUUGGAGAAGACACUAUGCUGUUUAGUGGCUACGAGGAGUACAGUGCUGGGGCAACCCCAAAUGCGGUUCACAACGGUACGGAGGAGUCAGAGGCAGGUGACGGUGAGGCCGUGACUGUGAUGUCUCGUGAGGAGCUGCUUGUGGUGCUGGAGAGUCUUUCGGAGCAGCUGCGCCUGCGACUCUCGGUUAUGCAUGAGAGCGCUGAUUCGCUGCUCCGGUGGGAGAAUGUUGCGGACCAAGCAGAAGCGCCAGCAGCAGUUGCAGCAGCAGCAGCAGCAGCAGCAGCAGUUGAGGCGCCAGCAGAAGUGGUGCCAGGGGUGCAAGAGGAGGGAGCACAAAGGGAGGAAGCUGAAGGGGAGGGAAGAGGAGGGGGAGAGUCAUGCAGCAGCUCCGCAGCAGCUAUGGCGUUUUCCCGUGCUCCUCCCUGCUCUACGCUUCGCCCCGCAAUCUCCCUUUCCUUCCCCGGUUCCACCCUCAGUGCUCCUCUGGCUCAGCAGCAGCAGUCGUUUGAGAGCAUUGCCUUGGCGGCUGUGUUUGGCGGGCUGAGGCGGUUGGCAGUGGUGCAGUGCGGUGGGGUGGUGGAGGAGCAGCUGAGGGCAGUGCUGCGUGCAUGCCGGGUGUUGGUGGAGCUGAGAGUAGAGCACUGUGACGCCAUGUCCGAUAAAGUGCUGCUCUCAUGCUCUCUCCACUCUCUCACUCACGCCACGCUGGUCUCAUGCACACAGGUUACAGCUGCCGGUGUUGCCGGGCUGCUUGGGAGUUUUCCGGGGUUGAGGUACUUAAAGGUGGAGGGGGAAAAGGUAUCUGAACGGGCUCGGAGGAAGCUGCUGCGUGCUGGUGUCGUUGUUAGGGGGUGCGAGUUUGACGUUGGCAUGGGAGUGGCCCACUGUACAAGGCGCAUCGUUGUAGUAAGGUAA
Molecule: messenger RNA, 2607 nt
Organism: Closterium sp. Naga37s-1
Lineage: Eukaryota; Viridiplantae; Streptophyta; Zygnematophyceae; Desmidiales; Closteriaceae
Source: the annotation of a GenBank genome assembly